Xiphophorus couchianus (Monterrey platyfish) is the source of this 1683-nucleotide messenger RNA. RefSeq names its product eukaryotic translation elongation factor 1 alpha 1, like 3 (gene eef1a1l3). Gene Ontology annotation, molecular function: GTP binding; GTPase activity; translation elongation factor activity. The record is from RefSeq and is a predicted model, not a curated record. The transcript is spliced from 7 exons. Gene Ontology annotation, biological process: translational elongation. NCBI's taxonomy places the organism in Eukaryota, Metazoa, Chordata, Actinopteri, Cyprinodontiformes, Poeciliidae. Bases 88 to 1461 code for a protein of 457 amino acids.
UGCUUGACCCAUUUUACAGAAGACGUUGAGAGAAAGUGUGAGUUGUAUCCGAGUCGUGAUUAUUGUUUAGUAGAUUGAGCUGCAGCCAUGGUGAGAGAAAAGGCUCACGUUAACGUCGUCAUCAUCGGCCAUGUUGACAGCGGCAAAUCCACCACCACUGGACACCUGGUCUACAAGUGUGGCGGUGUGGACCAGCGGAAACUGGAGAAGUUUGAGAAAGCUGCAGCCCAGAUGGGGAAGAGUUCCUUCAAGUUCGCCUGGCUGCUGGACAAGCUGAAGGCUGAGCGGGAGCGGGGAAUCACCAUCGACAUCUCUUUGCUGAAGUUUAACACCCAGAAAUACAGCAUGACCAUCAUUGACGCACCUGGACACAGAGACUUCAUCAAAAACAUGAUCACUGGCACAUCCCAGGCUGAUGUUGCCCUGCUGGUCGUCUCCGCAGCCAAAGGGGAAUAUGAAGCGGGUGUUUCCAGGAGUGGCCAGACCAGAGAGCAUGCCUUACUGGCUUACACUCUGGGCGUCAAGCAGAUCAUAGUGUGUGUGAACAAAAUGGACCUCACGGAGCCGCCGUACAGCCAGAAACGCUACGACGAAGUGGUCCGAGGAGUGAAGGUCUUCCUCAAGAAGAUCGGCUACGACACCAACGCCGUGCCGUUUGUUCCGAUCUCUGGCUGGAUAGGCGAAAACAUGAUCACACCAACACAAAAGAUGCCGUGGUACCAAGGCUGGAAGGUCCGACUGAGGGAAGGUGCUGAAAGCGGAAAGACUCUUCUAGAAGUUCUGGACUCGAUCAAACCUCCAGUGCGAACAAUCAACAAACCACUACGGCUCCCUCUGCAAGACGUCUACAAAAUUGGAGGUGUUGGGACAGUUCCAGUGGGAAAGAUUGAAACUGGAGUCCUCAAACCAGGCAUGACCUUGAUGUUCUCCCCUGCCAAGCUCACUGCAGAAGUGAAAUCCAUAGAAAUGCACCACCAGGGUCUGGAUACGGCUCUGCCAGGGCACAAUGUUGGCUUCAACAUCAAGAGCGUCUCUGUAAAGAACCUGCAGCGUGGAGACGUGGCCGGCAACGCCCAGCACGACCCUCCUUCUGACGUCCGCAGCUUCGAAGCUCAGGUAAUCAUCCUGAAUCAUCCAGGGAAGAUAAAAAUGGGCUACUCUCCGGUCCUGGACUGCCACACCGCUCACGUCACCUGCCGAUUUGCUGAGCUGAAGGAGAAACUUGACCGCCAAACAGGGAAGAAACUGGAGGACAACCCGCAGCUGCUGCAGUCUGGAGAUGCAGCUACAGUCAAACUGGUUCCCAUUAAGCCCAUGUGUGUGGAGAGCUUCUUCACAUACCCUCCUUUAGGUCGCUUUGCAGCAAGAGACUUGAAGCAGACAGUUGCAGUGGGAGUGAUAAAGUCUGUGGAAAAGGAGAAAGGGUCAAAAGCUUCCCAGAAAACACAACCAUCUAAAUGAGCUGGUUUUAGCUUGCAUGUUUUCUAAUGCUACAAAACAGCCUUUUUAUUUGGAGAAAGGUGACAUUUGUGUUGCAACAAAUGUUCAGUUUCUUUAAGUUAUGACAUUCCUGUGUUUAUAUUGAUUCCAAAGUUGUAGAAUUGUACAUUUUCCUUUAAGCUUAUUGGAAGCCAAGUUUUGGAAAAGUUGGAUGAAUCUUAAUUAAAAAAUAUUUGAGUUCAA